UCCCUGUUUCUCGUACGGAGGGCCAGAUAGAGCAUCAGAGAUCAGGGCACGAGGAGGAGACACGCGGCGAACGCACCGAAUCAUGGCCACAUCAGACACGGCACCGCAGCAGAUCCUUGAGUCCGAACCCCGCGCACUAAGUUUGAUAUCACGGCUGACCGGCACCGGAACCGAGUUGACCGAGAGCACGGCAGAUCCGCGAACAGAAUGAGGGUGAUUUAUAUCCAGAACGCCGGCGCGGUCGCUGCUUUCUCGGUCGAGACACGGAACGAUUAUCUGCGGUAGAUUGAAACAAAGGAAUAACGGUGAAGACAUGAUCGAACGCGUCACGGCAACGAGAACACGUCACGAUGGAAUAGCACACGUCAUAGAAUAAAAUAGCGUCAUAAUAGAAUAGCACGCGUUCUAAUUGUGAAUGAUACAUUGUAGCAUUUUUAUAGGUGCCAUAAAGUUACGCGUUCAAAUGGGUUGUUUUCAUGUUAAUAAUGUGACCUGUAGAAUAUUUUUAGUCCGUUUAUAUCCAUACUGACCCUGUUUUAUCGUUCAUAACUAGACUAGACUAUUAUUAUUGUUUUUAGAUAGCCUACCAUAGCCGGCUAUAGGUAGAAUAGACACCUCAUUAAAAUAUGAGUCAUUAUUGACAAUCAUAAAUAAGUUUAUAUGUUAACAUAAUUAAACGUCGUCUUGUAAUUUAUUUAUUUAUUUAUUAUAUGCUAAUUAGUUUUUAUUACUGUUAUUAUCAAAAGCAUUUAGUCAAGGUAUUUAAACGUAGAGGGAAGUGUUACAUGUCAGCCUCCGGGGUGAUGGAGACACAAAGGUCGGGUGCGGGUGACCCGUCGGGCCCCUCGGCGGAGGCCCCCGAAGGCUCCGGCGGGGUCCGACGCAGCAGCUCCGGUGUAAAGAAACAUCAUCACAAACACAACCUGAAGCACCGCUACGAGCUGCUGGAGACCCUGGGUAGAGGAACGUACGGGAAAGUCAAGAAGGCCAUCGAGCGCCAUUCUGGAAGAGAGGUUGCCAUCAAGUCCAUCAGGAAGGAGAAGAUAAAGGAUGAACAGUACAUGGUUCACAUUCGACGAGAGAUUGAAAUCAUGUCAUCUCUUCGUCACCCACAUAUCAUCUCUAUAUAUGAAGUGUUUGAAAAUAAAGACAAGAUUGUGAUCGUCAUGGAAUACGCCAGUAAAGGCGAACUCUACGACUACAUCAGCGAACGCCGCCGUCUGACGGAGAGAGAAACCAGACACUUCUUUAGACAGAUUGUGUCUGCUGUGCACUACUGCCACAAGAAUGGUGUUGUUCACCGGGACCUGAAACUGGAGAAUGUGCUACUGGAUGAAAACUGUAACAUAAAGAUUGCUGAUUUUGGCCUUUCCAACCUGUACCAUAAAGACAAGCUUCUGCAGACCUUCUGUGGUAGUCCACUGUACGCAUCUCCAGAGAUUGUCAAUGGAAGACCAUACCGUGGUCCAGAGGUGGAUAGCUGGGCCCUGGGGGUGUUGCUGUAUACGCUGGUCUAUGGCAGUAUGCCGUUUGAUGGAGGAGACCAUAAAAAUCUAAUUCGGCAAAUCAGCAACGGGGAGUAUCGUGAACCGACUCAGUCAUCAGAUGCUCGAGGUCUGAUCCGCUGGAUGCUGAUGGUCAACCCUGAGCGUCGGGCCACAGUGGAAGACAUCGCAAAUCACUGGUGGGUAAACUGGGGAUGGAAGACUAGCGUAUGUGACUGUGAAUCGCAAAGAGAUGCUGGCUCACCCAUGUUGGCCCGUCUCAUCGACUGGCAGAAUCGGACCGAGCCCCGUCCAACCAAAGCCGUCCGGUCCGAGCCAUUCCUGUUGGUCCGUCAACGGCCCAAAAAAUCCAAGAAAGAGAACGAUGUUGGAGUUUCCUGCUGUAUUGGCGAUGAAAGUUUGGGCCUGAAGAGACCAAAGAGCAUCUUGAAGACAAGACUAUCUGAUGAGCAACACUCCCCAAGUAUGGACGACAUAGAGUUGGUGUCUGGUGCGGAAACCCCAGAGAAGGAAACUGGGCUUGAAGCUGAUGAAGGUGAGGAGGAGCCAACACUAACAGGCAACUCCCCUAGUAAGAUGAUCUCCGUUUUUCCAAAGAAGGGGAUCCUAAAGAACAACCAACAACGGGAAUCAGGGUACUAUUCUUCCCCGGAGCGCAGUGAGUCCUCUGAUCUGCUAGGUGGCAACAUCACACCCCUUGGAUCUAGCUCACCACCAAAACGAGCCGUUGGGAGGAAAGGCAUCUUGAAGCGCAAUGGGAAGUAUUCCACAUACAGUGGAGCUCCUCCCAUGAGUGUCCUGGGAGAGCCAGCACCUGGCGAUUCCGGUUUAUCCCGCAGUCAGAGUCGCCCAUCCAGCAUCGUGAGGCAGGAUAGUGACACCAUCACCAACAGCCCCUUCAGCACCACUGACUGGCCCCCACCCAUCACCCGGCCCAAAAUCAGAAGCUGUGUGUCUGCAGAAAACCUUCUUCAGCUUGCUAACUUCAAAGGGCUCCAGGCAGCUCCACCACUGCAUAGUGGAAAAUUUGGUAGAGGGGCACAGCGGUCCCCUGGGGAUAACAGCAGCUUUUCUCUGUUAGGAGACCUGGAUGAUAUGACUCAGGUGUACCAACAAGCCCUGGACAUCAGCAACAACCUGUCAUAGAGAGAAGGGGGCCAACUGAGUGGUGCCUAGAAGGAAAGAUGCUAAAACAAGUGGGAGGUGUUUGUUUGGCAUGUUGUUGACGACCAGUGUAACACUGGGAUUCUAUGAAUGUGAGUCAUUUAUUUGAUGGGAUGAUAUUGGAGGUUGUACUCAACCAUUACCCUAACCUGAACUCCUGGCCCCUAACCACUAACCCUACCAUACCCUGCCCAUACCCCUACCCUAUCCCAUACACAGUUUUUAAGCGUUUCAAGCCAGUUAAGUUUUAGUCGGUACUUUGGGACAUUAUCUCCCCUAUAGGCAAGAGGUGAAAUUAAAUGUUUACAUAUUAAAUGAAAGGUGAGUUAGCAUUACAGAAGACAUCAUGGAACGGCCUUGACGAGACAACAAUAAGAGCCAACCUGAGUUUAUAAAGCACCUUAAAACUCACAGAGCACAUUUCGUAUUGUGGUCUUUACUUUCAAACCAAGAAACCAGGGUCUUGCUCCAAAAGAACUGUUAUUGUUUAUUAUUUAUUAAUAUUUUUUGUAGAUUUAGUGAUUCAAAACUGGUGUGGUCUGGCAGUACUGGAAUAACAGAAUAACAUAAUUAAAUCUCUCAUUUCCUUGAUUGGAACUGACAUAUAUAAUUGUUUGGUUUCUUUGUUGGUUAUUGCUGAUAUAUCACUUAAACUACUUAUGUAAUGAUCAAACUUGUAUUGAUCCUUGUAUUGAGCAAAAUCACAUCAAUGGAGUGUAUGGAAUUAUAUAAGUGCCUUUUUGUUGGUUUAAUUCAUAUUAAAUUAUGUAUGUCAUUUCCUUGAGAGAUGCCAGAGAAAGUUGUUGUCAGGUGAACAGCGCAUUUUAUUAUUAUUAUUUUAUUUUAUUUUAUUUUAAUUUUUGAGUUUGUAUUGAUUGCUUAGAAAAAGCCCAGGACCUCAGAGCACAAAGUCCACCCUCCAGGCUCAAGAACUUCUAGACUUCAAGGUACACCAUACAUAAAUUCACCUCACCACCGAGUUAGAGAGGCCAGUGUUUGCUUACCAUGAUUCAAGAAUAACACAGUUGGUCCUUGAUCAACUUGUAAAGGAGCCGUGUCCAGAACCCUCUACAUCAUUAACACAGGAUGUGUGGUGUUUGGUACUUCAAGGCUCCAACAUCUCGGAUCAAGUCUGGGAAGGUUUUGAUUGGUUGAUUGUGAUCGAGUCCUGACAGGAACGUGCGUGCAAGCACCAUGUGUUUCUCUGGAAUGGUACUCUUGUGGUUUCUUGAUUGGUUUAGGUGACUUUUGAGGGUUUCUGGACACUUUCACCUUAACAAGGUUUAACGCAAGGUACAAAUCUCAGACACACUCUCAACUUCCAGGAAUGUUCCAGGCAGAGACAAGCUUGUUUGGAUAUUUCUUUAAGUUUUGGCCUGUAGGAACAUGGUCUCUCUUGGUGUUUAUCUGUUGAUCCCUGUGGAUUUCUUUGCUCAGCCCAAAAAAUAACAGAUUAUUGGUUUUCGUUGAACUUUGAUGCCCAAAACACUCCCUCUCAGGGCUAAAAAACCACAAACAGACCGAUUAGUUUCAAAGCAGCGAUGAGCCAGCAAAUUCCAAGCUCUUCAGAGGCAUGUUUGGACUAGAUCUUAACACCAUGACCUGGAGAGCAUCCAUGUGUGUGUGGGUUUGAUAAGGAGAAAAGCUUUAUUGUUUCAGGAUGAUCAGCCUUUAGUAGUUUUGGACACAAGAAAGUGUUAUUUUAGGUUUAAGGCUGUUUUUUAGAAGGUAAGAGUGAAGUAGUUGUAGUAGUACAGAGAAAGGUGUUUACUGAGGUAGAUUUGUGAAAGUAUUGCUAGAUGCGGGACACUUCUCUAGUAAGUGGGAUACAGAGAAUCGUUCACCGGAAAAGAUGUAGGUAGCUUUAUAUUCGCUACAUGCGAGGAAAGAGGAGCGUAUGUGUAGAUAUUGAAAGAUCAGGAAUGUAGAUGAAAGGAUAAGGGAUGUAUUUUAUACCAAAGAAUGGUGUUUAUGGGUAAAGAUGCCAGGCAGCAGAUUAACCAAUAGGAUGCAAGGGGGCAAAGUGGAAAAAACAUCAAUUUAUUCACUUAAAAAAAGAUUAUGGGAGGCAUUUUGUUUGAUAGAGGUCCUGGGUAGAUAUUAUAGACACACCUAACGUGUAUGGUAUCAUACUGCAUAUCUGUAUUUCAUUGUAUUGUCAACUGGAUUAACAGUGAUCAAAUUAUACUAUGUUAGUAUUUUUAUGUUAUUGCGCUUCUGUUUUUGAUUCUACAAAAUAUUGUUAUUGUUUUGCAUUACAGAGGAACGUUGUGCGUAGAAAUCAACGAUUUCUCCCGGUAUCGACAGGUUUUUAGCACUAGCCGUACAUUAAGUGCUAACGUCUGCUAUUUAGCAUAAACAGACGUUCAGUCACACUACUGCACAAUUUCAUCAGGGUCAUUUGAUGCGUGUCACAAAUCUUUGAAGCCGUCUGACAGAUAUGACCCAAUAUUUGGUGUCACAAUAUUCGCUAUCAACCCUAAUUGUCUUAGGACAAAUUUGAGCAGCCACCCUUAUGUGCCAUUUUUAACCAUUGUGCCAUUGUAACAGAGGUUGACAGGCGGCCAUUGCGAACGCAAACAUGCUCUCAGUCAAACUGGAAAUAUCUGGUGCAUAUUAGUCAAAAUUCAUUUUAGGAAAAAAAAUGACUGGAUAUGAUAAUUGACAGUACUGAAAAUGGUAGUAUUAUGUUAUUUAUGUAUUAUUUUUAUUAUGUUCAAUUACUAUUGUGGGUAAAGACAUAGUCUUUUUUGGGGGGUUUGUUAUCAGUUUAAAAUCCUGGACUGCCAAAGGUAUUUUUUUCGUUCAGUGCCUUUGCUAUAUUUUAUGAUUUUUUUUAAUUUUUUGAUAAUAAAAUUAUUACAAUUGCAUUUUUAUACUCUAUUUAUUGGUAGUGAAGCCAUUUCAUUUCAACACCACUCCACACACAUUGUCUGAGAUGUGUGUUUGUGUGUGUGUGCCUAUACAAAUAAACACUGAAGACAACAGGGGGAGCAAAAAGACAGUGUGUUAUGGUCAUGUGGCUGUGUUGUUAAGCUUUGGUUGUGCGUUUAGUCGCCGACCCGCUUUGUUGUUUGUUAGAGAUAUCUUGCUAACCAACAGUGUUUGUACCACAAAACCAAAUUUGUGUAAAACUGACUUAAUAAACAGAUCAUUUCAAAGGA
Messenger RNA from Paramisgurnus dabryanus, 5833 nucleotides. It is a transcript of the gene nuak1b, whose product is annotated as NUAK family, SNF1-like kinase, 1b. NCBI's taxonomy places the organism in Eukaryota, Metazoa, Chordata, Actinopteri, Cypriniformes, Cobitidae. Gene Ontology annotation, molecular function: ATP binding; tau-protein kinase activity. The record is from RefSeq and is a predicted model, not a curated record. Gene Ontology annotation, biological process: intracellular signal transduction; microtubule cytoskeleton organization; protein phosphorylation. Gene Ontology annotation, cellular component: cytoplasm.